AUGGCGUUCAAAAGUCUGGACUUGGCAGGAUGCCAAAGAGAAAGUCAGAAACUGCUCCUUCAGGCGGGAGCAAGAAGAGGAAGCGGGAACGCGCCCAGUCAGAUAGAGAGACGUCGCCUUGUUCCACGGACAGCGACGUAUUUAUUGAAUGGGUUCCUUGAUCCUUUUAGAAGCUGCAACAAGAACAACGAGUACCUAAACAACCCAGACAUUCCGGAAGCUGAUCGCAUUAUUCUUCGCAAAGUACAGGCCACCUACGAGGUGCUGUUGAUUCCUUUCUCCAGUCAAGGGUAUGACCACAGAAUCGAGCUUGUCUGGCACUGCGAUCGACUCUGGGGCACGUUUGAUUUUGGCUACUGCAAGGGGGUCAUGCUCAUUGAGCCGGGCCCGACUGUUGAGGAUUUGUACGGAUUCAAGACAUUGCCAUUCAUAUGGAUUAAGCCAUGUCGCCAUGGACUGCCCAACGCCCUGGACUGGAACACGGGCGAAAUUCGACUCGAUGGAAAUAUGAUCGGCGGUCAUUUCAACAACACACCGGGUCUCGGUCGGUGCGAGUUCAUUGGCCAAAGAUUGCAUGGACCGCCUCUGAGUACCCGCUCCUCGCAUAGCUUCAUUGAUGAAUGGGACGACCUUGACAUCUCCUCCGACGAGGAUGAUGAGGCUGUGCGUUUGCCGCCACGAUCCAAGUCAUCAGAGUUGGCGUCAUCAGAACCAGAGCCACCUGAAUGGUUAGCAUCACUAGAACCACAAUCAUCAUUAGAUCGGACUGCAAAGGACAAGCGAGAGUUCCUUGCAAUGGUGACGGGCAUUUUCAACAUCACAAGCAGGGCGAUCGAGCACAACUGGUCAACCAAAGCAAAGAAGCUAUCUAUCCGAUUCCACGUCGAUCGCGAGAAAAUUGCUGUCUGGGGGAAGUUCAGCCUAGGUAUCUGCAACGGCUUCCUUCUUAUGAAGAACUCACCCGACAGUCUGAAGCAAGGUGUCCCGCUCAAAUUCCGCUGGCGUGGAAGGGAGACCGAUACGGGUGACAGCAUUUCAGGGACCGGCGAAGUCAGCAUCAAGAAAGACCGCACGAUCCAGGGUGUUUUUCACGACAUGUAUGGGAAUGUUGAUUUCUCUGGCAAGAGGAAAUUCAUGCCUAACAAUGAGUCGGGGUAUGAGGCAUCGUACUACCGCAGUCAGUGGAAGGAGUAUGAACGGGUCGAACGUCAAUUGGGUUGA
This is a messenger RNA of Rasamsonia emersonii CBS 393.64, 1221 nucleotides long. RefSeq lists its product as uncharacterized. The record is from RefSeq and is a predicted model, not a curated record. Bases 1 to 1221 code for a protein of 406 amino acids. The transcript has a single exon. Lineage: Eukaryota; Fungi; Ascomycota; Eurotiomycetes; Eurotiales; Trichocomaceae.